AACCCCAAUAAGACAAAGGAAGCCUGUUAAGGAUGAGAGCUGUUUCUCUGCUGGUGCUGCUGUGCUGCAGUUUGUUGGAGGGACAGUCGGUCAGUGUGAAGGACAUCACUCUGAGUCAUUAUGAAGGCAAAGACAACCAGAUUCAGGCUGAGGAUCCCAGAACUGAACGUCCAGCCACAACCUCCACCCAACAAAGCUGCCAGCCGGACAUCCACUCUGCACUGAGAGAGAUGAGCGCUAUGCUGGCAGAGCUGAAAGUUGAGCAGAGACACACGACGACUGCAGUGAACAGCAUGGAGAGCAGACUGAGAGCCAGUGAGAGUCAAGUGGAGGAACUCAAGAGGAAGAAUGAGGAGCAGAGUCAGAUAAACCAAGCUCAAACAGUGAAUCAGAGCACCAUGGAGGCGAGAUUUGGGACUGAACUGGAGGAGCUGAAAAGAAAAAGUGAUGAGGAACUGAAAGACUUGAAAACCUCAUUCAAGGUCACAGAGAACCAAGUGGAGAGCCUGAAACAGGAGAAUCAAGCUCAAAUGGUGAAUCAGAGCACCAUGGAGACAAGAUUUGGGACUGAACUGAAGGAGCUGAAGAGAAAAAAUGAUGAGGAACUGAAAGACUUGAAAACCUCAUUCAAGGUCACAGAGAACCAAGUGGAGAGCCUGAAAGUGGAGAAUCAAGAGAGAAAAGUGGCGUUUUCAGCAUCACUUUUAGUAGAUGGAGAUGGUCAUACUGGGCCAUACAGCACUUUAUUUCCUCUGGUCUACAAAAACGUCUUCACCAACAUCGGCAAAGCUUACAACCCAGCUACAGGAAUUUUCACUGCGCCUGUGAGAGGAGUCUACCAGUUCAGAUUCCACAUCCACGGAUAUAGUGGAAGAGUUGUAGCAGUGCAAUUACAUAAGAAUGGACAUCAGGUAGCUGGAACAUAUGCUUAUCAGGACCAGCACAGAGUGAGUUCCUCUAAUGGAGUCUCACUGUUACUGGAAGUAGGAGACGUCGUCUGUAUUAAACUCCACCCUAAUUCAUGGAUAUAUGAUAGUGACUUUCAUCAUUGCACCUUUAGUGGUCACAUGCUGUUUUCUAUUUGAGCAGUUCAUCUAUAAAUAUUCAAUGGAAAAGAGAGAAAAAAAUGAAUUUCCAUGUACAUGAAAUUGUUUGUAUUCAUUAUUAUUUAUCAUCCUGUUUUUCUUCUUUUUUUCUCAUUUCCAACUGUUCUUUACUAUGAUUUUAGUCACAAAAGGCUAUUUUUUACAUUUUCUUUUUAUUAUCUCAUUUAUUUUUUCAUUUGAACCAGUGUACAAUGUUCUUCUUAUCCUGUCGUUGUCAAAGGAAAAAUAGGAAUUCACUCAUGAUAAACCUUGCUUCACUCAGCAAAACACAA
Colossoma macropomum (tambaqui) is the source of this 1378-nucleotide messenger RNA. RefSeq names its product putative leucine-rich repeat-containing protein DDB_G0290503. The coding region runs from base 33 to 1085 and encodes 350 amino acids. The transcript is spliced from 7 exons. Gene Ontology annotation, molecular function: protein binding. The record is from RefSeq and is a predicted model, not a curated record. NCBI's taxonomy places the organism in Eukaryota, Metazoa, Chordata, Actinopteri, Characiformes, Serrasalmidae.